Messenger RNA from Orycteropus afer afer, 1142 nucleotides. It is a transcript of the gene WNT9A, whose product is annotated as Wnt family member 9A. Gene Ontology annotation, molecular function: cytokine activity; frizzled binding. The record is from RefSeq and is a predicted model, not a curated record. Gene Ontology annotation, biological process: multicellular organism development; canonical Wnt signaling pathway; neuron differentiation. Lineage: Eukaryota; Metazoa; Chordata; Mammalia; Tubulidentata; Orycteropodidae. Gene Ontology annotation, cellular component: extracellular region.
GGGGGGAGCGAGAUGGUCAGCCGCCGCGGCGCAGCAAGAUGCUGGAUGGGCCCCUCCUGGCGCGCUGGCUCUCCGCGUCCUUCGCGCUGACGCUGCUACUCGCCACGCUGCGCCCCUCGGCCGCCUACUUCGGGCUGACGGGCAGCGAGCCCUUGACCAUCCUCCCACUGACCCUGGAGCCUGAGGCUGCGGCUGCCAAGGCACACUACAAGGCCUGUGACCGGCUGAAGCUGGAACGGAAGCAGCGGCGCAUGUGCCGCCGGGACCCUGGGGUGGCCGAGACACUAGUGGAGGCCAUCAGCAUGAGUGCCCUUGAGUGCCAGUACCAGUUCCGUUUCGAGCGGUGGAACUGCACCCUGGAGGGCCGCUACCGGGCCAGCCUGCUCAAGCGAGGCUUCAAGGAGACAGCCUUCCUAUAUGCCAUCUCCUCAGCUGGGCUGACCCAUGCACUGGCCAAGGCCUGCAGUGCUGGCCGUAUGGAACGCUGCACCUGUGACGAGGCACCUGACCUGGAGAACCGUGAGGCCUGGCAGUGGGGCGGCUGUGGGGACAACCUCAAAUAUAGCAGCAAGUUCGUCAAGGAAUUCUUGGGCCGCAGGUCGAGCAAGGACCUACGGGCCCGGGUGGACUUCCACAACAAUCUUGUGGGUGUAAAGGUGAUCAAGGCCGGGGUGGAGACCACGUGCAAGUGCCAUGGUGUGUCGGGUUCCUGCACAGUGCGGACCUGCUGGCGCCAGCUGGCACCCUUUCAUGAAGUGGGCAAGCACCUGAAGCACAAAUAUGAGACUGCACUUAAGGUGGGCAGCACCACCAAUGAGGCCACGGGUGAGGCUGGUGACAUCUCGCCGCCACGAGGCCGGGCACCAGGGACAGGUGGUGGCGACCCACUGCCUCGCACCCCUGAGCUGGUGCACCUGGAUGACUCACCCAGCUUCUGCCUGGCUGGCCGCUUCUCGCCGGGCACUGCUGGGCGCAAGUGUCACCGUGAGAAGAACUGCGAGAGCAUCUGCUGUGGGCGUGGCCACAACACCCAGAGCCGGGCAGUCACGCGGCCCUGCCAGUGCCAGGUGCGCUGGUGCUGCUAUGUGGAGUGCAAGCAGUGUACACAGCGUGAGGAGGUCUACACCUGCAAGGGCUGAGCC